AUGUUUUGCAGCGGUUCACACGUGCUGUCUAUUAUACUACACCUAGUACCUGGUGUAUCUGACCUGCAGGACUCAAUCGCAUUGCCAUCGUCUUAUCAGGAUGACAAAGAAUCAAAGGGUGAACGUGUGAUAACUGCGUCCCCAUUGACUGCCGAGAAUGAGGAGAAACAUCCGGAGAAGGAUACGGCGUGGUUACUUGACGACCACUCACGCGGAGUCCAUGUGAACAUCUAUCGUCAGGGUGAUUCUGCGACCGUAGUGAAACAUCGCCGACAUUUCUCACCCUAUUUUGCUCUUUGUCUUUCCACAUUUUCUUUGGCUUUUUGCUGUUUCCUUGUUCACGGUGCCGUUGCUCGUCAACCUACUCAUUUGCUACCAUUCUUUUUCCUGCAAGUUUUCGAUUUCAUCAUCUCAUUGCUCACCGUUGUUGGUUACGUAUCGUCCACUUCUGAUGUUCGUCUCUGGCUGCAUACUAAGAGUGGUCCUAUGUACAUCAACUCCACCAGUCUGACUUUUCUGCUGUUGUCGAUCUCGUGCAUGGUGUUAGCAUUCAAGGCCUACUGCUUGGGUAUGGUUUGGGAUUGCUACAAAUACUUAAUGCUAACCAAUCAUCAUGGUCAUGCUGAUGACUGGACCGGCAAUCGAAUUGGUUUCCUGCCCACAAUCUGGGGCUUUUUGGGAGCUGGUCGUCGCUCAACUUUGCUCCGCAACAACCUAAGCUCCGCAGAUCAGCGAGCGUUCGGAGCAGAUUCAGACCGUGCUGGUGUGGUGCGACCGCCUGUCUCCUAUGACCAGACGAACGAUCUCCCGAACUAUGAGGACGCUUUAAAAAUUCCGGCCAAUGCUUACGCACCACCUCCAUAUUUCUGUCCGUCGGACUCUAAUAAGCAGAAUGUCGAGAACACCAAUCGUCCCCCAAACGCAGACAAUAAUCCACCUGCGCCAUGA
Echinostoma caproni is the source of this 948-nucleotide messenger RNA. NCBI's taxonomy places the organism in Eukaryota, Metazoa, Platyhelminthes, Trematoda, Plagiorchiida, Echinostomatidae. The record is from the annotation of a GenBank genome assembly.